Messenger RNA from Eurytemora carolleeae, 1748 nucleotides. RefSeq lists its product as uncharacterized. Bases 27 to 674 code for a protein of 215 amino acids. The transcript is spliced from 9 exons. The record is from RefSeq and is a predicted model, not a curated record. Lineage: Eukaryota; Metazoa; Arthropoda; Copepoda; Calanoida; Temoridae.
UUGUUCACUUCUAAAAGAGGUUCAAAAUGGCUACUGCUACACCUACCACUGCUCCAGUGCCUGCUUUUAAGGAAGAAAAGUACGAGAGGAUUAUUCUUGAAGCAAACCCUCAACAAGAACAAGAAAUAGAGCAAGCUAAAGAGUUGUUGGACACCAUCCUUUGUUGUUUUCUCGAUGUGGACGACGAGAAGUACGAAGAAGAGGAGGCCAAGGAGGGAGAGGAGGAGGAGGGAGAGAGUCCUUAUGAGAAGGAUGUUGAGAAACAACGUGAAAUGAGCAGCAAAGUUCUUCCUAAGGGAUUUCCGUUCAAUGCUUGUCUCUCUAUGAAAAGCAGUGAGGAAGAAUUAACUACAGCUCUGGACUCGCCCAUUUUUAACUCAUACAACGGUGCUGUGUACUGGAAUGAGUGUGGACGGGAUUUUAUCGUGGAUCCGAACCAGCCCAAGGAGAACUUUCAGCCAGAGAACAUGGCAAACCUCGUCUACCACAGCCUGAAGCCGAUCAUGAUUCACCCUGGCGGAGAUAAGAAAUUAACCAUCAAGGGAAUGUGCGAAGAGAUUGGAAAGCUGAACUUCAACGCUGGAGAACACGUUUUCCUGGAGAAUAUAGAAAUCCAGCUUCGUGAGAUUGAUGAUAAAGAAGUUAUGGUGAUAAUAUUCUACACCGGAGCCUAGACUCUUCAUUCCUUACAGACAACCUCAAAAAAUAUGUUUAAUGUUCAAUCUGGACGCCCCCCUCUCCAUACCCAUCCCCUUUUAUAUCCUUGUUAUACCAGUUUAUUAGGCGUGCCAGGAUUCUUGAUUGAUUUAAAGUUGAAUUUAAGUAUUUUGGCACUCCGUCCCAAUCUUAUCCUUUGUUUAACUUUAACCUACUUCAACCUGCCAGCUUCUAUUUAGAGCUGGGCAUCGUAUUAGAACACUGUUUUUAACUUUAACCUACUUCAACCUACCAGCUUUUAUUUAGACCUGGGCAUCAUAUUAGAACACUGUUUUUUAACUUUACCCUACUUCAACCUGCCAGCUUCUAUUUAAAGUUGUUUAUACGUUUUGCAAAAAAAAUUUAAUCAUAAACAUUUCAGCAAUCCUUUCAAUUUUUUUACAGUUUAAAGUUAUACACAACAUAAAAACAUCUUAUUGUUAUUUAAUAAAACCUAAUUUUUACAAUAAUGCAUUAUCAGAUCAACUACCCCUUCCUGCCAGUCACUCCCUUUAAAACACCCCAGAAAAUUAUGUACAUUUUAAGUUUAAUUGUAAUAUCAACCCUGUUUUCCAAUAUUCUACCAUCUUCCAUAAAUUACAGAAAUCUGUUCGGUUUACUUGUGUUAAGCAAAGUACAUACGAUAUCAGCACUUUCUUUGAUUCAUAAAAACUCUUACAAAUAUUGAUUUCAUUUGUUUUCAAUCCAAAUAUAAAAAGAUUUUCAUAAUUUGUUGACAAUUGGUCAAAUUGAACUCAUUAUCACUGAUGAUGUGAUGUGUAAUCCCUGCAGUACAAUACUACCUGCAACACAAUAGUGUUCAUGGUGUUCUCCCCAGUCCAUCCACUCAGUUAAUCAAUUGAAAUUGAUUGAUUAGUUGAUUAACUGAUAAAUCGAUUAAUUAAUUAGUUGAUUGAUUGUUAGAUUGAUUCAUUUAUUGUCCAAGUAAACCAACCUGGUAUAAAUCUUCUUGUCUAUUACACAUGCAACACAAAGUAUUAAUUAACGUGUGUUCUACAAUUAUCUGGUUUUAUUAUCCUGUAAUUGUUCCA